Molecule: messenger RNA, 2538 nt
Organism: Manis pentadactyla (Chinese pangolin)
Lineage: Eukaryota; Metazoa; Chordata; Mammalia; Pholidota; Manidae
Gene: TTC19
Product: tetratricopeptide repeat domain 19
Exons: 11
Coding region: 102-1334 (410 amino acids)
Biological process (GO): mitochondrial respiratory chain complex III assembly
Cellular component (GO): mitochondrial inner membrane
Molecular function (GO): protein binding
Source: RefSeq, a predicted model, not a curated record
CCUCCUACGUCACUGCCCUGCCAAUCCGGCGGGCGCUCGGCGCUGGGGGCGGGCGUCCCAGUCCUGCCCUGCCUGCAGUGCGCCGAGGACGCGGCGUGGGCAUGUAUCGGCUCCUGGUCACUAGCCUGGGCCGAGGCCUCCUACGAGCCGCGGGGCGGUGGCGCCCGUACUGCUCGGCGCGCCUGCUCCCAGGUCUGGCAGGAGGCCGGGCGCCCGAGGUGCAGGUGCCGCCUUUCCGAGUCCCGCCGCACGGCUGGGGCCCGGGCCUGCUGCCGCCGCUGGCAGCGCUCGCCUGGUUCUCGAGGCCCGCUGACGCAGAGGAGGACGAGCAGCAGCGCGCGGGUGGGGCCGCCGCCGACGACGCGGCGGACGAGGCUGAGGCGGAGAUCAUCCAGCUGCUGAAGCGAGCCAAGUUGAGCAUCAUGAAAGAUGAGCCAGAAGAGGCUGAGCUAAUUUUGCAUGACGCUCUUCGUCUUGCUUAUCAGAACAAUAACAAGAAGGCCAUCACUUACACUUACGAUUUGAUGGCCAACUUAGCAUUUAUACGUGGUCAGCUUGAUAAUGCAGAAAAACUUUUUAAAGCAACAAUGAGUUACCUACUUGGAGGGGGCAUGCCACAGGAAGACAAUGCAAUAAUUGAAAUCUCUCUCAAGUUGGCCAGUAUCUAUGCUGCUCAGAAUAAAGAGGAAUUUGCUCUUGCUGGCUACGAAUUCUGCAUUUCAACUCUAGAGGGAAAAAUUGAAAAAGAAAAGGAAUUAGCAGACUGCGUUUUGUCAGUGGAAGAGAAAGCCAAUACCCACCUCCUCCUUGGCAUGUGCUUAGACGCCUAUGCUCACUACCUUCUAUUAUCCAAGCAGCCGUCACAGGCACAAAGGAUGUAUGAAAGAGCUUUGCAGAUUUCUGAAGAAAUACUAGGAGAAAGACACCCGCGGGUAAAAUGCCAGGGAAAGGUGGGGGAAAGAAGGCAGGCAGGCCUGCAUAAAAAAAAGUUGAUUAUUGACAUGAAAGCAAGCACAGCAUGCAAGCUCUUUACAACAACCAUCGUGCUGAUGAGUGACCUGGCUACCACCCUGGAUGCACAGGGCCGCUUUGACGAGGCCUGUGUUUAUGUGCAAAGGGCAUCAGACCUGGCGAGACAGACUGAACACCCUGAGCUCCACAUGCUGCUCAGUAAUCUAGCUGCAGUUCUGAUGCACAGAGAACGAUAUGCACAAGCAAAAGAGAUCUACCAGGAAGCCCUGAAGCGAGCAGAGCUGAAAAGAGAUGAGGUUUCUAUACAGCACAUCAGGGAAGAGUUGGCUGAGCUGUCAAGGAAAAGCAGAUCUUUAACCUAAUUUGAUCAAACUCUAAAUGCCUUCUGUUGUAGGGAAUUUCCAGUAACACCUUUUAUCUAGUCUCAGCACACAAAUCAGUGGUCUAAUCCAUUGUCCUUGCUAUCCACAUUUCCUCAUCUUAGCCUGGUGAAGGACACACAUAUACAUUGCCACUUUUCUAAAGGAAAACAACUUCCAUGCCUCACUGGUUCUACCUUCUAAUGGGUGUCAGUUAUGUCUGUGCUGGGGUCUAAGUGCAGAUUAAGCUAGGCCAGUUUUCCUCUGGGGUGGAUAAUAAAAACCGUUAGUUAUUCAGCCAAGUACCUCUAUUGUAAGAUUCUAAUCCACUGAUUUGCUGCCCUCUCUUCUGUUUUAUCACUACCUGGCAGACCAAAGCUACCUGUCUCAUGGCAGAGAGCAAUUAUGGUGAGUUAUCUUUCUUACUGGUUUCAUGGAAGCAUUGUGAGAUUUAAUGCAUACAGGAGCAAAAGAAUAUUUAUUUUUGCCACCAGCAUCCAGUGUGAAUUUUUAACAUGGGAAUUAGGCACUUGAAAGAUUUGAUAAUAAAUACAAGUGAGCUCUAUGUUUUUGCUUAUAGCUGGUUGUUUACAACAAUGAAACAGUGGUCACCUCUGACAUAAACUCUUGUAGCUGUCUGAGCACUCCACAUCCUGUAUGGCUGAGCUGUGAAGGAAAAGUAGACCUUUAAUUUGAUCAAGCUCUAAAUGCCUUUGGUUGUAGGGAAUUUCCAGUAACACCUAUUAUUGUCUCACAAGCAUGCAGCAGUCACCUGGGGAGCUCUUCAGAGAUGCACAUGCCUUAGGUGCCUCCCAACCCUUCUGAAUCAGGGCAGGGCACCCCAAGUGCAGCGUUGAAAGCCCCCCAGUAAUUGUGAUACAGACAGACAGUAGGAGAGUUGCUGACCUGGGUCCUUGUCCUGAGUUUGGUUCUCAGUAUCCUCAUCUGUAAAGUAGGGGAGAGAUGGGGUUCCCUCGAAAGCACUUUCUCACAUUGCCUCACAGUAUAUAAAGGAUAUAAAUACAAGAUACACAGACGGAUGUUGUUACUCAGCAGUCUUGCAGAGAGCCACUUGCCUAGAGGAAAGGCCAUUCUUCCCGGUCUCUCGAGGAAACUAUUGUUUGUGUGCCUUUGGGGUGGGGUGUGAGAGGGAAGGGAACCUGGCAUUUUUGGUUCCUGUGUACAACAAACUGGAAAAACCCUUUCA